Molecule: messenger RNA, 677 nt
Organism: Triticum aestivum (bread wheat)
Lineage: Eukaryota; Viridiplantae; Streptophyta; Magnoliopsida; Poales; Poaceae
Product: putative lipid-transfer protein DIR1
Exons: 2
Coding region: 59-379 (106 amino acids)
Biological process (GO): systemic acquired resistance
Molecular function (GO): fatty acid binding
Source: RefSeq, a predicted model, not a curated record
CCAAGCCGCCCAGAUCCUACCUGCGCGUACGCACCUAGCUCUAGCUCGAUCCGAGACGAUGGCCGGGAGCAAGGUGACGAUGACCAGCGCGGUGGCCGUGGCGCUGCUGCUGGCCAUGGCGAUGGCGGCCGCGUCGGUGUCGGGCACGGUGUGCGGCGUGGACCUGGGCAGCAUGAAGGACGCGUGCGGGUCCUACUGCGCGAGAGGCAGCAGGGAGGCCCGGCCGAGCGGCCAGUGCUGCGGCGUGCUGAGGAAAGCCAACCUCCAAUGCCUGUGCAAGCUGAAGCGCAGCUACGGGAGCUUCGGCAGCAUCGACGCCGGCCGCGCCAUGCAGAUCCCCGGCAAGUGCGGCAUCGGCGGCGUGCCCAGCUGGUGCUAGAUCCAUCUUCGCACCGGCCGGCGAUCCAUCCUUCCACAGGCGCACGCAUGCAUGCAUUUGGGCGGGCGGUCGAUCGGUCAUGUGUGACGAUACUUCCUUUAUAAUUUGGGGUUUUCGAUUUAGAUUGAGUUUCCGUACGUCCGUGUGCUUUCGUACGUGUAUCCUCUUGUGAGUUAGUCCUUUAUUUUGCACUGUAAUUCUGUACCGGUACCGUACGUGUGUGAUGCAGAAUCACAUACGUAUAUGCUUCCUGUGCAUCGUUAUGGAUCAAAUAAUAUGAUCAAUUAUUAUCACAUCA